CCCAUGUCUCUCCACCAUCUCCUACGGGAAGAACGAGCAAAAAAGUAUUUCCAUGGAGAGGGAACCCAAUUUAAAUUUUCAUUUUCCUCCUGGUUUUAGGUUCCAUCCAUCUGAUGAGGAGCUCAUCAUUCAUUACUUACAAAACAAAGUGACUUCACGUCCACUUCCAGCAUCUGUAAUUGCUGAAAUAGAUCUGUAUAAAUAUAACCCAUGGGAGCUACCCAAGAAAGCUUUGUUUGGAGAAGAUGAAUGGUAUUUCUUCAGUCCACGAGACAGAAAGUACCCAAAUGGAGAAAGACCAAACAGAGCUGCCGCUUCGGGUUAUUGGAAGGCUACCGGCACUGACAAGCCUAUACUCACUUCUUCUGGAUCAAAGAAUAUUGGAGUCAAGAAAGCAUUGGUCUUUUACACAGGUAAACCCCCAAAAGGAGUUAAGACAGAAUGGAUUAUGAGCGAGUACAGGCUGUUGAAGACGAUCAUUAAGCCCUCAAGAUUAAAAGGAUCCAUGAGACUGGAUGAUUGGGUGCUAUGCCGGGUUCGGAAAAAAGGCAACAUAACAAAAAACACAUUUGAAGUUCAAGACAGCUGCAGCACAGAACUGAUGAGGUACUCACCCACGAUUGAGGAGUUACAUCCAACAUUCACAGACUGCAGAACUGACAUGAUAACAAAUUGCCUAAACCAAGAUUGCCAAGUACUAGCUUUGUUACUUGCUAGUCAAGCUUUAUCUCCUAUGGAGACCAAUUCAACAGCCACAUUCCAUGGAAGCAACGAGAGCAACAGCUUUAUUUCAGUUUAUGAAGAAGGUUCUGAUAAAGUGAAUUUGCCGACAUUAAAUCCUUCUUUGGACAAUUAUUUCAACCCACUGACAAGAAAACUUAGUCUGGGUAAUAGGGAAGAGAAUCUCCUUCCAUCUGACAAGAAGCUGAACAAUGACAAAAGAAAUGAGGAUUUUCUACCUAUGAAGAUACUGUCCAAAAAUGAUAUGAACUACUCCAGCCAAAACCAAUCUCAAGAUGGGAUCUACAACCCCUGCCCAUCAGAUUCCAUUAUUGAAUUCCAGGAUCUUAAUAAUUGGCCUUCACAUACAUAUUCUUAAGGCAAUGAACAGUUCAAACAAGCUCGAUUCAUCACUGAAUUGAUGCAAUCAGGAACUUAAAUUUCUGAUUAUGUACAGAAAAAG
Theobroma cacao (cacao) is the source of this 1183-nucleotide messenger RNA. RefSeq names its product NAC domain-containing protein 2-like. Lineage: Eukaryota; Viridiplantae; Streptophyta; Magnoliopsida; Malvales; Malvaceae. The record is from RefSeq and is a predicted model, not a curated record. Gene Ontology annotation, molecular function: DNA binding. Gene Ontology annotation, biological process: regulation of DNA-templated transcription.